CACGCCCCCUGGAGGGCUGUAUAUAAGAGUCUGUCGACGUCGUUUGCCGCACCCGAGGACAGACAGGCGAGCAGACGAUACAUCAAACAUGGCGAUGUCAAGUGGCUUACUGGUAUUGGCGGUUCUUGCGGUAGGAGUAUUUGCACAACGUGGCACCCAACCGGAAUUCGACGAGACAAUGCCAUCCUGUCGUGGAAAAGAGGCCGAUAUCUUCUUCAUCCUGGACGCGUCCAGCUCCAUCUACAUCGAGGACUACGAACUACAACGCCAGUUUGUCCGGGAGGUGAUCAACCGACUCGACAUAUCUGCACAGAGUACACGUGUGGGCGCCCUGGCCUUCAGUGAUAACUAUCGUAUCUCCUUCAACCUUGGAGAGUUCCAGACCAAAGAGGAGCUGCGUAAUGCUGUCAACGACAGGAACGUCCCCUACCUCACAGGCCUUACCAACACCGCCGAGGCUAUCAGAACUGUCCGAACAAACAGUCAGUUCCGUGCCGACGUGACCCGGGUCAUCAUUGUGGUGACUGAUGGGUACUCACGUCAGCCCGGCGCCACCCGGAACGAGGCUGAUACGGCAAGGCGGGAGGGCUUCUACAUGUUUGUUAUCGGCGUCGGGCAAUACACGGACGAGAGAGAAUGGAGGGCCAUUGCCAACGACCCAGACAACAGCUUCAUGUACAACAUCACCAACUACAGGGGUCUCGACAGACUGUACAGUACCAUUCCCAACAGCAUCUGUAAUCUCCCGCCAAUUAUCCUCAACAGCGGAACCUGCAAUAUCCGCGAGAACGCCGACCUCAUCUUCGUCGCCGGGCCAUCAGAAGCUGACAACGCCUUCAGCAUCGUCAGCAACAUGGUGAACGCCCUCCGAGACGCCCGUGGUCAACUGCGUCUGUCCCUGCUCCUCGGCUCCUGUCGAGCUAACGAAGUUCCUCUUUCCGACCCCUCCCUCUUCUGCAACAACUUCGGUGACCCCAUCCCUCGCCAGGACUCCUACAGUAACCUGCUGAAAGAGAUGCGGGCGGAGGCUAGGGAUGCCAGGGGCGCAAGGCCUCAGGCUAACCAGGUGGCCAUAUUGUUCCUUGAUCAGCAAUCAAUGGAACUAGGUAGAUUCGACAUUCUUCGCCAAGCCAGGGACGCCCAGUUCGACGGCAUUGAUAUCUACCUUGUCGACCUUGGCGUUAGGACCAACCAGAACUUCUUGGGUAGUAUCGCAUCGAGCACAGAUAACGUCCUGUCGACCAGCGGUCCCGGGAACCUGGAGAACAUCCUCAUCAACAAAGUCUGUGACACUCUAAAUCAAGUCUCAAACCCUCUGCCAACUCUUCCCCCAUCCUAAAUUUACCAUCGCAUAAUGGACAGUGGAGCGUACACGGGAGUACAGGAUGAGUUGUCGCCCCUUGAUCAACCGACAACCAGAGGGCAUAUCUGAAAAACCGGGGCAGUUCCAUCUGGUCCACCAACUGCCCCAAAGACUCUCAAAGUUAAUACUGUGAAACAAAGAUUUCAAAAUUGUUUUUGGAAAAUGAAAAAAUAUAAUAUACUAAAAUAUGGAAUCGUGUGGUUUAGAAAGUAAAAAGUCUAUGCUUUAACUAAUACUAUUCAUACUUCUAUACGGUCAUCUCGAGGUGAACUUGCAAAAUGUGGCAUCAUGCUAUUGCUUUAUGGAAAUCAUGUUGAAUUGGAGUAUUAUUUUUGUACAAUAAAGUUUGAUGUACGAAUUUA
Haliotis rubra (blacklip abalone) is the source of this 1725-nucleotide messenger RNA. RefSeq names its product cartilage matrix protein-like. NCBI's taxonomy places the organism in Eukaryota, Metazoa, Mollusca, Gastropoda, Lepetellida, Haliotidae. Bases 89 to 1339 code for a protein of 416 amino acids. The record is from RefSeq and is a predicted model, not a curated record. The transcript is spliced from 8 exons.